ACACACAGAAACACAAACACGAAGAAAAAAUCAAAACUUGAACUGAAUUCAUACCGCUGCUGAAUAAAUCCAGAGAAGAUGAAAAAUUGAGGUUCCAUUUUCACGCGCCAUGACUUUGAGUGUGAACUCAGACACUUCUUCUUCUUCACCACCCGUUCUCGACUGGAAAUUCUCCCAAGUCUUCGGCGAUAAAUUCCCCGGAGAAGAUGUCCAAGAUAUUGAUAUUAUCUCGGCAAUUGAUUUCGACAAGAAUGGAGAUCAUCUCGCCGUAGGCGAUAGAGGCGGCCGCAUCGUCAUUUUUCAGAAUAAGGGCGGUAAACAUGAUGCAGCUAAGUUCACUUCACGGAACGAGUUAGAGCAACUCGAUUAUGCUGUUUCAAAGCAUCCUGAAUUUGAGUUCAAAACCGAGUUCCAAAGUCACGAGCCCGAGUUUGAUUAUUUGAAGAGCAUCGAGAUUGAAGAAAAGAUCAAUAAGGUCAGGUGGUGUGCAACGCCAAAUGGAGCUUUGUUUAUUCUCUCAGCAAACAAUAAGACUAUCAAAUUAUGGAAGGUCAAGGACCACGAAGUUAAGUCAGUCAAAGAAAUGGAUACCAGACAAUCUGUAUCUUCAGAGAAUUCACUAUUGGCAGAAACGAGUUUUAUUAACGGGCAAAAUACGAAUUUUGCCAAUGGUCAUUCUUUAGAAUGGACAGGAAACAAGGAGAAUGGCGUAGCAUCAUAUAAUGGAGAUCAGAACAAGAUAGCAAGUUUAGAUGAUGCCACUAUUGCAAGAUGUCGGAGGGUGUAUGCACAUGCUCAUGAUUUCAAUAUCAACUCUAUUUCGGUUAACAGUGAUUGGGAGACAUUUCUUUCUGCAGAUGACCUUAGAAUAAAUUUGUGGAAUCUUGAAAUCAGCAAUCAGUGUUUUAAUAUCAUUGACAUGAAGCCUGUGAACAUGGAAGAUCUUAUAGAGGUGAUCACAGUAGCAGAAUUUCAUCCAUUUCACUGUAAUCUGCUGGCUUACAGCAGUUCAAGGGGAUUUAUUCGGCUUGUAGACAUGAGACAAUCAGCUAUAUGUGAUCACAAUGCAAGAAUAUUGAAAGAUGAGGAAUCCAGUGGGCCAAAAUCAUUCUUCAAUGAGAUAAGUGCAUCGAUAACCGAUAUGAAGUUUGCGAAUGAUGGAAGGCAUAUUUUGACCCGCGAUUAUAUGAAUCUGAAGCUUUGGGAUAUGAAUAUGGAAAGCAGUCCAGUUGCAACAUAUCGGGUUCAUGAGAACCUACGCCCUAAGUUGUGUGAUUUGUAUAACAGUGACUCAAUCUUCGAUAAGUUCGAGUGCUGCCUUUCGGAAGACAGCCUUCAUUUUGCAACUGGAUCUUACAGCAAUCAUCUGCGCGUCUUUUCACACGGAAGUGGGAAAGAAGAAGGAUUAACCAUUGAAGCCGCUAGAAAACCAAAUAGGAAGCAGCAUGCCCAGACCACAUCAAGAGCCCGAAGAUCAUCUUUGAGCAACUUGGCUAGAGGAUUUUACCGACAAGGAAACGAUAAUCACGGGGCUGGAAGUAAUGAAUUUUCGUACGAUUUCAACUCGAAGGUGCUGCAUAUGGCGUGGCAUCCGACAACUAAUUUGAUAGCGUGUGGUGCUGGGAAUAGCUUGUUCAUGUAUUAUGCCUAAUGUGAAUAUAACUAUGUACAGAAUAUUCAACUGCUUAGUAAUUGGCUUCUCCUUUUAAUGUAUAAUUACCAUUUUGUUAGAGGAUUAUCGUGUUCAUUUCGGAUUCUGCAAUAUAAAGUGUAAUGCAAUUGUAAAAAAAAUAAUCUCAGCUAGCUUCCACGUUUC
Molecule: messenger RNA, 1816 nt
Organism: Erythranthe guttata (spotted monkey flower)
Lineage: Eukaryota; Viridiplantae; Streptophyta; Magnoliopsida; Lamiales; Phrymaceae
Product: serine/threonine protein phosphatase 2A 55 kDa regulatory subunit B beta isoform
Cellular component (GO): protein phosphatase type 2A complex
Molecular function (GO): protein binding; protein phosphatase regulator activity
Source: RefSeq, a predicted model, not a curated record